AUGGCGUCUCCCAGCGGCUGCCGGCCCCAGCCCGGCGGGCAGGGCGGAGGCGCCGGAAUCGGGGCCGGGGCCGGGCCGACGGCCCUACGAGGGGCCGAGGAGGACGCCGAGGGGUUGUACGUGGCGGUGGAGCGGUGCCCGCUCUGCAACACCACCCGCCGCCGCCUCACCUGCGCCAAGUGCGUCCAGAGCGGCGACUUCGUCUUCUUCGACGGACGCGAUUCCGAGAGGUUUUCAGACAAGAAAGAAAGGCUGAUGCAUCUUAAAACCAAACAGAGGGAAUUCCAAAAACAUGUUUUGAAGGCCAUGGAAGGGAAAGAGAUAACUGAUCAGCUGAGAUGGAAAAUAAUGUCUUGCAAGAUGAGGAUUGAACAGCUGAAACAGACCAUUUGCAAAGAAAAUGAUGAAAUGACAAGACAUGCAGAGGGGCUCCUGAGAAUCAAAGAGGAGAACCAGAAGCAUUAUCGCAGGGCUCAGCGGCAUCAGGAGAAGAAGGAGAAGAUCCAGAAGCACAACCGCAAGCUGGGAGAGCUGGUGGAGAAAAAAACCUACGACCUGAAAACCCAGUAUGAGCAUCUGGCAAACCUUCGGCGCUCGCAUAUCCUGGAGCUAACUUCAGUCAUAUUUCCCAUUGAAGAAGUAAAGACAAGCAUGAGAGAUCCUGCAGACGUGUCUUCUGAGAGUGACAACGCCAUGACCUCUAGCACUGUGAGCAAGCUCGCGGAAGCCAGGAGAACCACCUAUCUCUCCGGGAGAUGGGUGUGUGAUGAUCACAACGGGGACACCAGCAUCAGUAUCACAGGGCCUUGGAUAACCCUUCCUAAUAACGGAGACUAUUCAGCCUAUUACAAUUGGGUGGAAGAGAAGAAGACUACUCAAGGACCAGAUAUGGAACAUAAUAACCCUGCUUAUACCAUCAGUGCUGCAUUGUGCUAUGCAACUCAGCUCGUUAACACUCUCUCCCUCAUACUUGAUGUAAAUCUGCCCAAGAAGCUCUGCAACAGUGAGUUCUGCGGAGAGAAUCUCAGCAGACACAGGUUCACGCGGGCAGUGAAGAAGCUGAAUGCCAACAUCCUUCACCUUUGCUUCUCUCAGCAUGUAAAUUUAGAUCUGUUGCACCCACUGCAUACGCUCAGGAACCUUAUGUACCUGGUCAGCCCAGACACUGAGAACUUGGGCAGGUCUGGGCCCUUCGAAAUCAGCGCUGACCUGGAGGACUCCAUGGAGUUUGUGGAUCCCAGCGCUGCCGGCGAAACGGACGAGAGCGGGGACGAGCACGUCAGCGACGAAGAGACCGACCUGGGGACGGACUGGGAGAACCUGCCGAGCCCCAGGUUCUGCGAUAUCCCCUCUCAGCAGGUGGAGAUGCUGCAGAGCCAGAGCACCCAGGUGUCUCAGCCCAUCGCCAGCAGCAGCGCCGGCGGCAUGAUCUCCUCCGCCGCCGCCUCCGUCACCUCCUGGCUCAAAGCCUACACCGGGCAUCGCUAACCAGCAACCCCAGGGUUUGCAGAAGGAAUCCCUCCCCAUCCACGCCGUAGUAAACCCUUCCAUAUUCGGUUAAGUAGUGCCUGGAACAAAGGAAAGGUCAAACUUUGGGGUUUUUUUUGUAAACCAGAAAAACCCUUUUUAUUUCCCCAAGCUGACUCUGACGGUACCGGGUUGUAAAUGAGCGAGCUCCACGCUUCGGAGGGAUCCUCGGCGUCUCGGUUCCGUCCUCAGCGUUGGGCAUGGAAGGAGAAGGACCCGGUGGCCUCCAGCUCCCGCUUUUCCGAAGGAAAAAAAACAAUUUUUUUGGAGUAUUUGGGUCAGGAUGAGGAGGG
Molecule: messenger RNA, 1820 nt
Organism: Calidris pugnax (ruff)
Lineage: Eukaryota; Metazoa; Chordata; Aves; Charadriiformes; Scolopacidae
Gene: ATG14
Product: autophagy related 14
Exons: 10
Coding region: 1-1488 (495 amino acids)
Biological process (GO): cellular response to starvation; autophagosome assembly; mitophagy
Cellular component (GO): mitochondria-associated endoplasmic reticulum membrane contact site; extrinsic component of phagophore assembly site membrane; extrinsic component of omegasome membrane
Source: RefSeq, a predicted model, not a curated record